Orbicella faveolata is the source of this 2168-nucleotide messenger RNA. RefSeq lists its product as uncharacterized. NCBI's taxonomy places the organism in Eukaryota, Metazoa, Cnidaria, Anthozoa, Scleractinia, Merulinidae. Gene Ontology annotation, molecular function: protein dimerization activity. The record is from RefSeq and is a predicted model, not a curated record.
UUCUUUUGGACUGUUUUCAAUAGUACUCACAGACAGAUUGUUUUCAACAGUAAAAAAAAAAAAUUGAAGAAAGGAAAACAUGUCGUCAAACGACGCGUAAUUAUCUCAUUUGUUGUACCACCAGCGUCGAAGGCAUCCUUGGAACUCAUUUCACUUUCUCUAGUUUGAGAUAAAAUGCAAACACAGACGCAUAGAAGCGAGCUUACCGUGGGAAAAUAAAACGAGCCUUUGUUAUUCAAAUAAUGUGUGUACCCCCGUGUGAAGCGCGUAACAAAAGACUGUCACUAGAAUCACUACCAGAAAAGCAAAUGCCCUUUUAUAAACACACGUGGAGAGAGAUGCGUCUAAGCGGACACAACUUCCGUGAGAAAAUAUCUGGUAAUCAGCGCAACAAAGCACAUAAAAUAAAACUGCAGUGGAAAAGCGCGCUAAGAAGUGGAGUCUACUUCGCUGUGCACGCGUGGUCGGGGCGGAUAAAUUGCUUAAUUUGCUUCGCGGCACUCGCGAUGUUUUGCCGCUAAUUAAACGAGCUGGAAGUUUGAAAACAACCAGCCAAUCACACGAGCUUUCUCACACUCGUCACGCGCGGGUAGCUCCUUAGAGGUUUUGUUGCAGGCGGCCGGCAUGUGCCUAUUCAGUGCCGACCAAUCAGAUUCGGACGUUCCCACGGUAGAUGUUAUUGUUAAGUUAAUAUGAUAGUCCUUAACUAUUAAGGUUAUUGUUUAACGUUAUGUUUCCACUAAAGUGUUUACAAAUAUUUAACAAUGAAGUCACUGCGAAAGCAUUUUCUGCAAGGAGGAGUUGGUUUUGUUGACGUUAAAUAGUGAACGUAGUUUAAAGACGCAAACUAUUCGUCGCGGACGUCGCCAGUCUUGAACUCGCUCGUUUCACUCAGUUUGAAUUGAGAAUUAUGGCGUAUCAAGAUCACAAUAGCACGGAUUUUGUCAGCAAAGUUCGAGUCGAACGCAGAAAGGCUCAAAAACCAAGGAUAGAGAAAUUAAGGCGCGACAGAAUUAAUGGAAGCUUGGAUGAAAUCAAGCAUUUGGUACUGGAGGCUCUGAAUAAAGAUAUUUCAAGUUAUUCAAAGAUGGAAAAAGCUGACAUUCUAGAGAUGACAGUGCAGUUUUUGAAAGGAACACACGCAAGAAAAACAAUGCAAGCAGGGAUAAGAUCGAGAGUUGAACACACGACAGAGCACAAAGAUUCUUCCACUCAAGAAAGGCAUUUGCCUGCAGCUCCACAAAUGCCUUGCCUGUCACAAGAUGCACUUCUCAUGGGCAUGACCGCUGAUAUGAAACCCAUUCCACUACUGUCACAUGCCAUGUCACCUUUCGUCUCGGGCCCCAUGGUUGCCAUGACACCCCAACCAACCAUUGUAUGGCUUCCUUACCCUUCACCGCCUCCGUCACCCUCGGAGAAAACAAAUGAAGUUGCUGACUCGACAAUUCAACAGGACACGGCCACACAAACCGGAAAUGAAAACGGCAUUUUUUCAAAAACUUGCUUAAGUCCGCCAGUGACGUCACCUAGCAACGCAAUGUUACCAGUUUGGAGGCCGUGGUGACCAGCUUGAGGAAAAGAACAAUUGUAAUAAUUAUUCCCGAGAAAUGUUUAGCAAGAUAUAGGGUAUUUUAUGAAUGAAACCCUUAAAGUUCAAAGAGCGGGAAUCAAACUUUUCAAUUCAAUACAUUCAGUGAACGUAAAUUUCUCAUCACUAGUGCAAUAAAUUGUUAUUUUAUUCACAUUGUUGUGUUUAACUUUGUAUAGCAACAUUCUUUAACCCUUCACAUUUCUUUCCUUUUUGGACUGAUUUCUUAUGCUACAACUGUUUAAUAAUUCAGAGAAUAUAUUUAGGGAUAAAUCAAGAAAAUAUCCAAUUCUUGUUGAUAAUCUUUGUUCGUGACCCAUGGGCUCAAUAAUCUAUUGAUAUUGGAGAAAUAAGAAUUUGAUCACUCUGGAACCAAUUACUGAGAAUUGGCCUAAAUUCUAAUCUUCAGCCGAGAAAUAAAGCUAAUUGUUGAAACUUGAGAUUUGCAAAAUUUACUCAUGGCUGAGAAAUGUGCUGGUAGCUGAGAAAUCACCGGAAAUUCAACUGGUGUCUGAGAUCUCAGCACCUGUCAGAGUCCUAGAAUUAUAAUUAUUAUUACACGGCAAAUAAAAACUUUAUC